This is a messenger RNA of Vombatus ursinus (common wombat), 522 nucleotides long. RefSeq names its product COP9 signalosome subunit 9 (gene COPS9). The transcript is spliced from 3 exons. The record is from RefSeq and is a predicted model, not a curated record. The coding region runs from base 100 to 273 and encodes 57 amino acids. Gene Ontology annotation, biological process: negative regulation of protein neddylation. Lineage: Eukaryota; Metazoa; Chordata; Mammalia; Diprotodontia; Vombatidae.
GGAAGUCGGCGCACAGCCGACCACACACGGGGCGGAACGUGCAGGGACUAGACGAGCGUGACGUGCUGGGCCGAGACGGAAGGACAGACUGACGGGAUUAUGAAGCCGGCUGUGGACGAGAUGUUCCCCGAGGGCGCCGGGCCCUACGUGGACCUGGACGAGGCGGGAGGCAGCACCGGCCUUCUGAUGGACUUGGCAGCCAACGAAAAGGCCGUGCAUGCAGACUUCUUUAACGAUUUCGAAGAUCUUUUUGAUGAUGAUGAUAUCCAGUGAAAUGAUUUCCAGCUAUGGAAACCCAAGAUGUUAAUUCUUUGUUUUGUAGCAAUAGUAUGAAUACUCUUAUUUAAUCAAAAGAUGGUAUAUGAUCUCUAAAGAGCUUCUGGAAGUCACUCAGAGUUGGGACAUGGUCACCAAGACAGGAAAUUAAUUAUGAAAAAAUGUUAACCAUUAAAAAGCUACUGGUAGAUAUCUUUUAAUAUCAGCUGUUUUCCUUGUUUGAAUAAAUAUGAAAAAGUUUUUAUA